AUGCAGUCCCAAGAUCCCAGCAAAUAUGUCACCCUCGUGUCUGCCGAUGGCUUCGAGUUUGUCGUUUUGCGCGACGCGGCCAUGGUGAGCCCCAUCAUCAAGGGCAUGCUGGAUCCGAGGAGCCAGUUUGCCGAGGCCAAGGACGCUCGCUGCGUCUUUCAGGAGAUGAGCGGCAUGGUGCUCGACAAAGUGGUCGAGUACUUCCACUACUGGUACCGCUUCCGGAACAGCGAGGACGUCCCCGACAUGGAGAUUCCCGUCGAGCUCUGCCUUGAACUGCUGGCCGCAGCCGACUACCUGGGGUUGGAUCAGGCCAACAUGAGCAUGAGGUGA
This is a messenger RNA of Hirsutella rhossiliensis, 333 nucleotides long. Its product is annotated as skp1 family, tetramerization domain-containing protein. The transcript has 4 exons. NCBI's taxonomy places the organism in Eukaryota, Fungi, Ascomycota, Sordariomycetes, Hypocreales, Ophiocordycipitaceae. Gene Ontology annotation, cellular component: elongin complex. Gene Ontology annotation, molecular function: protein-macromolecule adaptor activity. The record is from RefSeq and is a predicted model, not a curated record. Gene Ontology annotation, biological process: ubiquitin-dependent protein catabolic process. Bases 1 to 333 code for a protein of 110 amino acids.